Anneissia japonica is the source of this 12435-nucleotide messenger RNA. RefSeq names its product fibrillin-2-like. The record is from RefSeq and is a predicted model, not a curated record. Lineage: Eukaryota; Metazoa; Echinodermata; Crinoidea; Comatulida; Comatulidae. Gene Ontology annotation, molecular function: protein binding. The transcript has 4 exons.
UCGACGGUCAGCGUGCUUCCAGCGGACGAGAAUUCGUGUUAGAGAAAAAUGCUGCUUCUCCGUGUUUUUAUUCUAUUAACUAUCCUAGCAGCAGGUGAUCUACUAUUUCAAGCGUAUGUGCAAAAUCCAGUCAAUAAUAGCUUUCAAGUGAAACGUUCCAACGGCGGCCGGUUGUUUGGCCUACUAGAUUUUCAAGUUGGUCGAUGCAGUCUCGAUAAUGGCAUCUCCGGUUUUUCGUGUUCUAGUGAAAGGAAUUGUAUGAGCUUGAGAAAGCUCUGUGACAACAUUCAGCAUUGUCCUAGGUCAGAGGAUGAAUCUGCUGCAAUCUGCAACACCCGAGACAUUGUUCAACGGAGAGAAGACAACCCCGGUUGCUCGUUCCAAUGCAGUGAUGGCAGUUGUUUGCCGUAUGAAUUCACCUGUGAUGGAAUGUCUGAUUGUUAUGGUCAUGAGGAUGAAGACCCUGUGAAGUGUUUGCUGAGAAGUUCAUGUCCUGGAGACCGAUUUUUGUGCUCAAAUGGUAGAUGUAUUAAUAGAUCAUGGCUGUGUGAUGGCGUUGUCGAUUGUCCAGAACAUGACGACGAAGAAAUACAUGUAUGUACCACUAACGUUUGUCAUGAAGAUGAAUUCCGGUGCCAGCAAGGCUCAUGUAUUCCAAAAGCUUGGCAGUGUGAUAAUACAUUUGAUUGCCUUAAUUCAGAAGAUGAAGACAACUGUGAUUGUUCAAACUUGGAGUUUAGGUGCAACAAUGGCAAUUGUGUACUGGCAUCAAAACUAUGUGAUGGCUAUAAUGACUGCAUAUGGGGCGAAGACGAAAAGGACUGUGGAUGUACAAGUUAUGAAUUUGAAUGCAAAGACAAAUCGUGUAUUCCUACAUCGAAAGUAUGCGAUGGAUAUAAUGACUGUGCUUGGGGUGAAGACGAGAAGGACUGUGGUUGUACAAGUUAUGAAUUUGAAUGCAAAGACAAAUCGUGUAUUCCUACCUUGAAAGUAUGCGACGGAUAUAACGACUGUGCUUGGGGUGAAGACGAGAAGGACUGUGGAUGUACAAGUUAUGAAUUUGAAUGCAAAGACAAAUCGUGUAUUCCUACAUCAAAAGUAUGCGAUGGAUAUGACGAGUGUGCUUGGGGUGAAGACGAGGAGGACUGUAAAUGUUCAAGUUAUGAAUUUGAAUGCAAAGACAAAUCGUGUAUUCCUACAUCGAAAGUAUGCGAUGGAUAUAACGACUGUGCUUGGGGUGAAGACGAGAAGGACUGUGGUUGUACAAGUUAUGAAUUUGAAUGCAAAGACAAAUCGUGUAUUCCUACAUCGAAAGUAUGCGAUGGAUAUAACGACUGUGCUUGGGGUGAAGAUGAGGAGGACUGUAAAUGUUUAAGUUAUGAAUUUGAAUGCAAAGACAAAUCGUGUAUUCCUACAUCGAAAGUAUGCGAUGGAUAUAACGACUGUGCUUGGGGUGAAGACGAGAAGGACUGUGGAUGUACAAGUUAUGAAUUUGAAUGCAAAGACAAAUCGUGCAUUCCUACAUCGAAAGUAUGCAAUGGAUAUAACGACUGUACCUGGGGUGAAGACGAAAAUGACUGUGGAUGUACAAGUUAUGAAUUUGAAUGCAAAGAUAAAUCAUGCAUUCCUACAUCAAAAGUAUGCAAUGGUGUCAGCGACUGUGUUUGGGAUGAAGACGAGAAGGACUGCGGUUGCACAAGUUAUGAAUUUGAAUGCAAAGACAAAUCUUGUAUCCCCACAUCGAAAGUAUGCGAUGGAUAUAACGACUGUGCUUGGGGUGAAGAUGAGAAGGACUGUGGAUGUACAAGUUAUGAAUGCAAAGAUAAAUCAUGUAUUCCUACAUCGAAAGUGUGCGACGGGUAUAGCGACUGCGCUCGCAGUGAAGAUGAAAAGGACUGUGAAUGUACAAGUUUUGAAUUUGAAUGCAAAGAUAAAUCAUGCAUUCCUACAUCAAAAAUAUGCAAUGGUGUCGGCGACUGUGUUUGGGAUGAAGACGAGAAGGACUGCGGUUGCACAAGUUAUGAAUUUGAAUGCAAAGACAAAUCUUGUAUCCCCACAUCGAAAGUAUGCGAUGGAUAUAAUGACUGUGCUCGGGGUGAAGAAGAAAAGGACUGCGGUUGUACAAGUUAUGAAUUUGAAUGCAAAGACAAAUCUUGUAUUCCCACAUCAAAAGUAUGCAAUGGUGUCAGCGACUGUGCUUGGGGUGAAGACGAAGCAGAAUGCGGUUGUGCGAGUUAUGAAUUUGAAUGUAAAGGCAAAUCCUGUAUUCCUACAUCAAAAGUAUGCGAUGGAUANNNUAGAUGUGUAUAAGAGACAGGUGACUGUCCUUGGGGUGAAGACGAGAAAGACUGUGGAUGUACAAGUUAUGAGUUUGAAUGCAAAGACAAAUUAUGUAUUCCUACAUCAAAACAAUGCAAUGGAUAUAACGACUGUGCUUGGGGUGAAGACGAGGAGGACUGUGGAUGUACAAGCUAUGAAUUUAAAUGCAAAGAUAAAUCGUGUAUUCCUACAUCGAAAGUGUGCGACGGGUAUAGCGACUGCGCUCGCAGUGAAGAUGAAAAAGACUGUGAAUGUACAAGUUUUGAAUUUGAAUGCAAAGAUAAAUCAUGUGUUCCUCAAUCGAAAAUAUGCGAUGGAAAUAGUGACUGUGCUUGGGGUGAAGACGAGAAAAACUGCGGAUGUACAAGUUAUGAAUUUGAAUGCAAAGACAAAUCGUGUAUUCCUACAUCGAAAGUAUGCGAUGGACAUAGUGACUGUGCUUGGGGUGAAGACGAGGCAGAAUGUGGUUGUACAAGUUAUGAAUUUGAAUGCAAAGAUAAAUCAUGUAUUCCUACAUCGAAAGUAUGCGAUGGACAUAGCGACUGUGCUUGGGGAGAAGACGAGAAAGAUUGUGGUUGUACAAGUUAUGAAUUUGAAUGCAAUGAUAAAUCAUGUAUUCCUACAUCGAAAGUAUGCAAUGGACAUAGCGACUGUGCUUGGGGAGAAGACGAGAAAGAUUGUGGAUGUACAAGCUAUGAAUUUGAAUGCAAAGAUAAAUCAUGUAUUCCUACAUCGAAAGUAUGCGAUGGACAUAGUGACUGUGCUUGGGGUGAAGACGAGAAAGAUUGUGGAUGUACAAGUUAUGAAUUUGAAUGCAAAGAUAAAUCAUGUAUUCCUUCAUCGAAAGUAUGCAAUGGACAUAGCGACUGUGCUUGGGGAGAAGACGAGAAAGAUUGUGGAUGUACAAGCUAUGAAUUUGAAUGCAAAGAUAAAUCCUGUAUUCCUAAAUCAAAAGUAUGCGAUGGACAUAGUGACUGUGCUUGGGGAGAAGACGAGAAAGAUUGUGGAUGUACAAGUUAUGAAUUUGAAUGCAAAGAUAAAUCAUGUAUUCCUAAAUCAAAAGUAUGCGAUGGACAUAGCAACUGUGCUUGGGGAGAAGACGAGAAAGACUGUGUGUGUAAAGGAUAUGAAUUUAGAUGUGAAGUUGGAUCAUGUAUUCCUAAAUCAAACGUAUGUGAUGGACAUAACGACUGUGCUUGGGCUGAAGACGAAAAAAAUUGUGGUUGUUCACAUGAUAAAUUUGAAUGCAACGAUGGUUCUUGUAUUGCUAAAUCGAAACAGUGUGACGAUUUUAAAGAUUGUUUAUGGGGAGAAGAUGAAGACGGUUGUCACAAUUGCUUUAAUGGUGAAUUUAGAUGUCCUGAUGGUCACUGUGUGAACUUCUGGCGAAUAUGCGAUGGCAAGAUGGACUGUUGGCCAAAUAGUGAAGAUGAAAAAUAUUGCACAGCUGAAUGCACUGAAGGUCACUACCGUUGCCAUGACGACACUUGUAUUGAUGAUAAUCUUCUGUGCGAUGGCACCUAUGAUUGUGCUUUUGGAGAGGAUGAAUGGCAGUGUAAAUCUCCGUGUAAAGAUUUACAAUUUCAAUGUAGUGACGGUCAAUGCAUACAUUUUUCAAAAAUAUGUAAUGGUAAAGGAGACUGUUCAGAUGCAAAAGAUGAAGCGAACUGUCGACCAACCUGUAAAGAAUUUCAAUGCUUCAACGGAGAUUGCAUAGCAUACAGUAACGUGUGUGACGGAAAACAAGAUUGUACAAGCAAUGAAGAUGAAACCAAUUGCCAACCGCUUUGCAGCUCUGAACAACACACGUGCAUUGAUGGUACAUGUAUUUAUCGUGACCGUCUGUGUAAUGGUGUGAGAGACUGUCCAAUAAGUGGGGACGACGAAGCACAUUGUGAUGCACCCUGUAAAAAACACCAAUAUGAAUGUCUCGAUGGUCUGUGUAUUCCAAUAGAUGCUGUAUGCGACGGUGGCCAAGACUGUUCACUAAAUGAAGAUGAAACUUUCUGUACUCCAAUUUGCAAGUCUGUUGAGUUUCAGUGUUCCAGUGGAAACUGCUUACCUCACUCUCUAGUAUGUGAUGGCACAAAAGAUUGCCAAGGCGGUGAUGAUGAAAGUAAAUGCUUUUCCGUUUGUAAGGAUCAUGAAUUCAUUUGUAGCAGUGGAGACUGUCUUUCAUUUACUCGUAUCUGUGAUGGAAUUAAAGACUGUCCUUUAACAGGUGAAGACGAGCUACACUGCAGAUUGCCUUGUAAUAAGGGAAAGUAUACUUGUCGAGAUGGGUCUUGUAUUAAUAACAAUGUUGUUUGUGAUGGCACUAAAGACUGUCCAAUAUUUGGAGACGAUGAGGAAGAUUGUUUACCUAAAUGCUCAGAGGGGAAUUUGCGGUGCAACGCAAGCUCUUGUGUUCCGUAUGAAAAAAUAUGCGAUUUUGUGCAUGAUUGCGUUUCUGGAGAGGAUGAACAAUUUUGUAGAAAAGUAUGCCUUCCAGAUCAAUUUCAAUGUUCAGAUGGAACUUGUAUUCAAUUACAUAAGGUCUGUGAUGGACAAGAAAAUUGCCCCAAUGCUGAUGACGAACAUCAUUGUAAUUACAUGUGUCAUGUUAGUGACUUUUCCUGUCGUGAUGGAACGUGUGUCCCAUGGUCUAGUGUAUGCGAUUUCCACGUGGACUGUUAUCCAGAUGGAGAAGAUGAACAGAAUUGUGUACAGUCAGUCUCACUCCAUGACUUCCAGUGUCAUGAUGGGAUUCUAAUUGCUUAUAGCAGAGUAUGUGAUAGUAACAUCGACUGUCAACAUGGAGAGGAUGAGAAAAAUUGUUUGCCUCCGUGUGCAGCAGAAGAUUUCCAAUGCUAUGAAGGAAAUUGCCUCAAGUUCGAUAAAGUAUGUGAUGGAAUUAGAGAUUGUAAAACAUUUGGUGAAGAUGAAUUGAGUUGCCAUCCAACUUGUAAACGUGGUCAAUUGCAAUGUAAAGACGGCACAUGUGUUGAGUACGAGACAGUUUGUGACGGUUAUCGUGACUGUACUCUUCAUUACGAGGAUGAAAUGAAUUGCAUUCCUAAAUGCCGUGCUGAUGAAUUUCAAUGCGAGGACAAAACAUGCAUUACAUUUGAUCGUGUGUGUGAUUCGAACCUUGACUGCCCUUCAAGCAAUGAUGAAACAAACUGUGCAUCAAGUUGUAAUUAUAACGAGCACUUAUGCAGAGAUGGCUCGUGUGUUUCCAAGAGUAAACUCUGCAACGGCUACAAAGAUUGCCCGGUCACAGGAGAUGAUGAAUGGCACUGUAAUAAACCAUGUAGCGACACAAAAUUUGUUUGUGGCAACGGAACAUGUAUAAAUAACGAUGAAGUAUGUAAUGGAAUCAAAGAUUGCUGGCCAGAUGCAGACGAUGAACAUAACUGCUAUUCAAAAUGUGCCUUCAGCGAUUUUCACUGUAAUGACGGUACUUGUCAGCCAUUUAUAAAAAUAUGUGAUGGCCACCCAUCGUGUGCUAAUGGAGAGGAGGAAGAGUUUUGCAAUUCACAAUGCAGCUACAAUCAAUUUUCCUGUCCAGAAGGACUUUGUAUCACAUUCUACAAAGUAUGUGACGGCGAUGUUGAUUGUCCCUUAAGUUUGGCAGAUGAAGUAAAUUGCAAUCCGGUCUGCUUACCAGAUCAAUUUCAAUGCGUCAACAAAACGUGCAUUCCAAUUUCCAACGUGUGUAAUGGUAUGAAAGACUGUAAAUUAGGAGAAGACGAAGACAACUGUAAGAGACCCUGCAAUGACGAUGAGUUCCAGUGUUCUUCAGGAGAGUGUAUUUUACAAAUGCGAGUAUGUGAUGGCGCUAAACAUUGUCCCCAUGGAGAUGAUGAAUUUAAUUGCAGGCCUAUUUGCAAAACUGGACAAUUUCAGUGUCUUGAUGGUUCUUGUAUUUUAUACACUGAUGUUUGUGAUGGUAUUAUAAAUUGCCCAACACGACAGGAAGAUGAGACACACUGCAACCAAGCAUGCCCUAUUGACCAAUACCAGUGCAAUGAUGGUAGUUGUCUUCCAAGGACAAACGUCUGUAAUGGAAUCAGAGAUUGUGAAAAUUCAGGAGAUGAUGAAGACAAUUGUGAUCCAAAAUGUCAUUCUGAUGAAUAUCAGUGUCUUAGUAAGCAAUGCAUUCCCCUAAGCAAAGUUUGUGAUGGCAAACACAAUUGCUUACCACAUGGGGAUGAUGAAGCUCAUUGCCAUGCACACUGUUAUUCUGGAUCAUUCCAGUGCAUAGACGGUACUUGUAUAGGAUAUGAUCAGAUAUGUGAUGGCCACGUGGAUUGCUUUCCAUCAUGUGAAGAUGAACUGCAUUGUACUCAAAGUUGUAAAUCAAACGAAUUCAAAUGUAAAGACGGAAAUUGUAUUGAGUAUAGUAAAGUGUGUAAUGGCGAAAACGACUGUCACUAUACUAACGAUGAUGAGAGUCACUGUCGUCCGGUUUGUCACUCAGGUGAAUUUCAGUGCAACGAUGGAUCAUGUAUUCCCUAUGAUAAAGUGUGUGAUCACACUAUUGACUGUGUACCAAAUGCUGAAGACGAAAAACACUGCCAGGCACCGUGUACCUAUAACGAGUUUCAGUGCUAUGAUGGUGACUGCCUCUCAUAUUCUAUGGUUUGCAACGCUGCCAAAGACUGUGUGGGAGGAGAAGAUGAAUUAAAUUGUGAGUUCAUAUGCGGAAGCCAUAAUCUAAUUUGCCCUAGUGGAGAUUGUUUACCCUUUGAUAAACUGUGUGAUGGAAAUGUUGAUUGCCUUCCUGGUGGAGAUGAUGAAAGAUUUUGCCAUGCACCUUGUACGCACUAUGAAUUCCAGUGUCUUGAUGGGACGUGUAUAGAUUACAAACGUGUGUGUGAUGGAACUAUUGAUUGCGAACAUACGAGUGAAGACGAGCAUAAUUGUGAAUCAAACUGCCAAACUCACGAGUUUGCUUGUAAAGACGAAUGCAUUUCUGAAACAAAGGUUUGCGAUGGGGUUUCUGACUGCAAACAUAAUAAAGAUGAAUUAGGGUGCCGGGCACCAUGUCCUGCUGAUCAGUUCCAGUGUCAUUCUGGGAGUUGUAUUUUUAGGGACCAAGUGUGCGACAGCGUAAUAAACUGUCUGCCGUCUGGAGAGGAUGAGGAUCAUUGCACUCCUCGGUGUAAACAGUAUGAGUUUCAAUGUGAAGACGGUACAUGUAUACAGUCAAGCAACCUAUGCAACGCCUAUAAGGAUUGUCAGUAUGGUGAGGAUGAAUUAAAUUGUGAACAUAUUUGUGAUCACUACCAUUUUUCAUGCGAUGGACAUUGUUUAUCAAAGUCCAAGAUCUGCGAUGGGCAUAAGGAUUGUUUGCUUGGAGAUGAUGAGACUCAUUGUUUUUACGUUUGCGAACCAGGUGAAUAUCAUUGUAACAAUGGAACAUGUUUGCCAUUUGAAAAGGUCUGCAAUGGAAUAAAGGACUGUGGUGAUAACGGUGAAGAUGAGGCUAGUUGUGUAUCAAAGUGUGAAGGAAAAUUUAUGUGCAACGACGGAAAAUGUUUAAGAGAUUCAGAUGUCUGUAAUCAUUAUAACGACUGUGGAAUGGACGGUGAAGAUGAGAAGUUUUGCCAAACGCCAUGUCCAUAUCAUCAGUUCAGAUGUCCUAGUGGAAAAUGUAUUUAUCAAAACGACGUUUGUGAUGGAAAAAAGGAUUGCUGGCCGUCUGGUCUUGACGAAAUAUUCUGUCAACCUAUUUGUAAUUACGGGCAAUUUAAAUGCUCGGCUGGAGGCUGCAUUUCGUUUACAGGUUUAUGUAACGCAAACAAAGACUGCCACGAAGGGGAAGAUGAAAAACUGUGUGAUGGACCUUGUGCGCAUCAUGAAUACCUAUGCCCUGAUGGUUCAUGCAUUGCGAACACUCUUCUGUGCAAUGGCGUUAAAGAUUGCCCGAACAGUGGUGAUGAUGAGCUCAGUUGUAAACACCCUUGUAAGCAUAACGAAUUUACUUGUCUCGAUGGUAAGUGUAUCGAAUACACAAAUGUAUGUGAUAAGGAGCACCAUUGUUCAAAUGGUGAGGACGAAAUAAACUGUGAACAUAAAUGUAGAAAAGGUGAAUUUCAGUGUAAAAACGGAAAAUGCAUCUCAUUUGAGCAAGUUUGUAAUGGAUAUGAUGAUUGCUUGUGGGGCGAGGAGGAAAAUGUAUGCCAGCCACAUUGUGAUAAUUAUGAAUUCCAAUGCCACGAUUACUCUUGUAUUUCAUACGAAAGGAUAUGUAAUGGAAUUACGGAUUGCUAUCCAAGUGGUGAAGAUGAAACAACGUGCUCUCAUAGAUGUUCAUCCACUGAAUUCCAGUGUGCCGACAACUCGUGUAUACAGUAUUCAAAAGUAUGUGAUGGCAAAAUUGACUGUGGCUACAGUGGAGAGGACGAGAAUCACUGCGCCUCAAAAUGCCAUUACGGAGACUUCCGCUGUCACAACGGAACUUGUAUUCCCUUUAGCAAAGUAUGCGAUGGUGAAAAACAGUGUUGGCCACAGGGGGAAGAUGAAAAUUACUGCCAAGCUAUCUGCAAUCCUGAUGAAUUCCAGUGUGCUGACGGCACAUGCAUUUCCUAUACAGAAGUAUGUGAUGGAAAAAUAGACUGUAGUACCACUGGUGAGGACGAGCACAGUUGUAGCCAAUUGUGCGAAUAUCAUGAAUUUCAAUGUAGUGACGGAUCCUGUCUGCCGUUUGACGUAGUUUGUAAUGCCAAUAAUGACUGUUAUAAUGACGAGAAUAACUGUGACGCCAUAUGUAACUAUGAUCAAUUCCAGUGCCUCGACGGUACAUGUAUUAACUUCAAAAAAGUAUGUGAUGGUAGCAAGCAUUGUCACCCGGCUGGUGAAGAUGAGCAGCAUUGUAUAAAGCCCUGCCAGGAAGGACAGUUUGUUUGUAUAGAUGGAACUUGCCUAGAAUUUGAAAAGGUGUGCGAUGGAAAUAGAGACUGUGAUACAACUGGCGAUGAUGAAUAUUAUUGUACUCCCUUUUGUCAUAAUACAGAGUUCAAAUGUACCGAUGGAUCUUGCAUACCAAGGGAUAAAGUCUGUGACGGUGUGCGGGACUGUAAACCUGAUGGAGUAGAUGAAUUAAAUUGCGCCUUAAAAUGCAGCGCUGAAGAAUACACAUGUGGUGAUGGAACUUGUGUAUGGUAUUCUCAAGUUUGUGAUUCUCACGUGGAUUGUCAUGGAUCACAUAAAGAUGAACAAUUUUGUAAUCCUCCUUGUUCCCCUUCAUAUUUCCAGUGCUAUGAUGGCGCAUGUAUAUCACAAAGUAGAGUAUGUAACGGCCAUAAAGAUUGUGCAUUAGCUGGCGAAGAUGAGAGUAAUUGUGAAUUUAAAUGUGCAACCGAUCAUUUCCAGUGCAAAGACAAAAGCUGCAUUCCCUACAUAAAAGUGUGUGACAACAAAAAGGAUUGUUUGCCAAAUGGUGAAGAUGAAAAAACAUGUGAUAGAGUAUGUAAAGGCGGUGACUUCCUCUGUCCUAGUGAUGGCUCCUGCAUAGCUUACGAACAAGUGUGUAACGGAUAUAACGAUUGCCCGCAAGGUGCAGAUGAACUCAAUUGUAAACCAAGAUGUCAGAGAAACGAGUUUCCAUGUCGCAACGGACCCUGUAUUAGUGUCCAUGAUCUGUGUAAUGGAAUAAUUGACUGUCCAUCGGGAGAAGACGAAAAGGUCUGUCAAAGCAUCUGUGAAUUCGGUGAACAUCAAUGCAGAGAUGGCUCAUGCAUUCCCGAUGAACAGGUUUGUGAUGGACACAAACACUGUCCAGGAAACGACGAUGAAAAUAACUGCCUUAGGAUUUGUGAGAAAAACGAAUUUCAUUGUCCUGAUGGAUCGUGCGUUCUUUAUGAAAAUAUCUGUGAUGGUAAAAAAGACUGCUUACGUGGAGAGGAUGAACACCAUUGUAGUUGGCCAUGUGCGAAUGAUGAAUACAGAUGUAGGGAGGGAGAUUGUAUUGCGUCUGAUCGCGUUUGCGAUGGUUUAAAUGAUUGUCUUCCACUCGGAGAUGAUGAAAUUUUUUGUCUACCCACUUGCGCUAAACAUCAGUUCCAGUGUGACACUGGUGCCUGUAUACCAAAGGAAAAGGUAUGUGAUGGGCAUAAAGAUUGUGGUAAUUCAGCGGAAGAUGAAACAAAUUGCUUUUCAAAGUGCCGAAGUGGAGAGUUUAUCUGCUACGACGGAACGUGUAUACAAUUUUCAAAAGUCUGUGACGGUAUUGUGGAUUGCCUUUUAGGAGCAGGUGACGAGAUGUACUGUAUUCCUAGCUGUGAACCAUCGGAGUUUCAGUGCAAAAACAGAUAUACUUGCAUAGAUCAUACUAAAGUGUGUGAUGGAGUGGAAGACUGUCCAGAUGGCUAUGACGAAGAUACCUGCAGUCCUGUUUGUCACAAAGGUGAACUACAAUGCAAAGAUAAAUCGUGUGUAUCACACGACAAGAUUUGUGAUGGGUUUCAUGAUUGUCCUUCUGGUAUUGAUGAAGCCCACUGUGAUAGUCCCUGUAGAUUCGGUGAGUUUAUAUGCGAUGAUGGCUCAUGUAUUCCACAUCAAAAAGUAUGUAAUAACCGUUUUGACUGCAAACCAAAUGGAGAAGAUGAGAAGUUAUGUAGGCCAAACUGUGCAGCUGGUGAAUUCCAGUGUUUAAGUGGUGUAUGUAUACCGUAUAGACACAUGUGUGAUGGAAUUCGACACUGUCACCCUAGAGGAGAGGACGAGUUUAACUGUGAUCCACACUGCGCUCCGACUGAGUUUCAAUGCAAGGACGGAACGUGCAUCUCGUUUAUUCAUGUUUGUGAUGGAGUUGAAAAUUGUGAACCAAGCGGUGAGGAUGAGACCCACUGUAAACCGCUGUGUGGUUUUGAUGAGUAUCGAUGUAAAAAUAGCUCUUGUAUUCCAAAUAAUUAUAUCUGCAAUGGUUACCGAGACUGUCAACCUCAUGGUGAAGACGAACAACAUUGUGAAGCAGCCUGUUUAUAUGAUGAAUUUAAAUGCAGAGACGGAAAAUGCAUACCGAACGAGAAGGUAUGCGAUAUGGUUCUUGACUGCAAUGUCGGUGAAGAUGAAUUGUUUUGUCACCCAAUUUGUCCUUCUGGAACGUUUCAGUGCAAAGACGGUUUAUGUUUGGAUUAUUAUCUUGUCUGCAAUGGAAAUGGGGACUGUGCACACAAUGACGACGAGUCAAAUUGCAAACCGACAUGUCCACACGGCAACUUUCAGUGUGCUAGCGGCGAAUGUCUUGGCAAUGAGAAAGUGUGUGAUGGAAUUAAAGAUUGCCCAGUUAAUGGAGAGGACGAAACUUUCUGCACUGGUCCAUGUCCUGUUGAAUUUCAGUGUCAGGAUGGGGUGUGUAUUCCUCACGACCAAGUAUGCGAUGGAAGCAAUGAUUGUACAUUGGGUGAAGAUGAAAAACACUGUUCUCACCGAUGCCACUUAGGUGAGUACCAAUGUGGGGAUGGUUCGUGUCUACCAUACAGUGACGUGUGUGACGGCGAAGAUGAUUGCUUACCCCAGGGAGAAGAUGAGGCACACUGCUUGCCAGUUUGUCAAUCGGGCGACUUCCAAUGCAGCGAUAAGUCAUGCCUGCCGUUUGAGAAAGUGUGUAAUGGAUUUGAAGAUUGUCGUCCUUCGGGAGAAGAUGAAUUGAACUGUUCUCCUAAAUGCCAUUAUGGACAAUAUUUAUGUAAAAGUGGACAUUGCAUUCCAGAAGCUAAACUUUGCGAUGGUCAUAUAGAUUGCUUACCGAAUGGUGAUGACGAAAAACACUGUAAACCUCCGUGCAGUGCACAUGAGACGAUUUGCGAUCAGGGAGCUUGUAUACCGACCAAAAAAUUAUGUGACAAACAUCAGGAUUGUGAAGAUGGCACAGAUGAGAAAUUCUGCCCGCAUUAUUAAAAAUCAACAUUCCAAAAUAAUUGUUUCUCUAGAACAUUUUUUAUAUUAAUUGUAACAAAGUUAGUUCAUUGCACGACCGAUAUAAUUCCGAUAUUUCUUUAAAACUGAUGACCUUGUCUAAAGUUAUGAGACAAUAAACCAUAAAUUGUGAAUUAGCAGAUAGCAGAUUCACAAGACCAUGUUAUCAGAUUUAAAAAUCAAAUUAAAUUCACAAAAAACAAUAAUGUA